GAACCGCUGGGAGUUGCCUGCCGCCGCGGCCGCCGCUGCGACAGCAUGGAGCGUUCCGAGGCCUACUACUUCUCGGCGGCCUUCAGCUGCGCCUUCCUCGUCUCCUGCCUGCUCUUUUCGGCGUUCAACCGCCAGCAGCGCUCGCCGUACAUGGACGAGGCCUUCCACGUCCCUCAGGCGCAGGCCUAUUGCGAGAGCCGCUUCCAGCAGUGGGACCCGAUGAUCACUACACUGCCUGGUUUGUACUUGGUGUCAGUUGGAAUUGUGAAGCCCGCAGCAUGGCUCUUUGGGUGGUCCGGAAGCAUAGUCUGCUCUACAGGAAUGCUCAGAUUCAUUAAUCUUCUUUUCAGCGUUGGGAACUUCUAUUUACUAUAUUUGCUUUUUUGCAGGUUGCAUUAUAAAAAGGCUGCUUCUGGGUUCCAGAGGAUCCUAUCGACCUUGACGCUAGCAAUAUUUCCAACUCUUUAUUUUUUUACAUUCCUUUAUUAUACAGAUACUGGGUCAACAUUUUUUACUCUCUUCGCAUAUUUAAUGUGCCUUUAUGGCAAUCAUAAAACUUCAGCCCUGCUUGGAUUCUGUGGCUUCAUGUUUCGUCAGACGAAUGUUGUAUGGACUGCAUUCUGCGGUGGAAGUCUUGUUGCACAAAAACUCAGUGAAGCCUGGAAGGCAGAAUUGUUGAAAAACAAAGACCAGAAGAAGUUACCCACAAAGGGAACCUUUUCAGAACUCAUUGGAGUCUUCAGAUUUCUCCUUGACUACUUCACGUCAUUUAGAAACCUAAACGCUCUUAUCGUUUUGACUUGGCCGUACAUUGGCAUGGUGAUGGUGUUUUUUACAUUUGCGGUCCUUAAUGGUGGUAUCGUUGUUGGUGAUAGGAGCAGCCAUGAAGCCUGUCUACAUUUCCCUCAGUUGUUCUACUUCCUUUCUUUUACUCUCUUUUUUUCCUGUCCUCACCUAGUAACACCUAGCAAAAUCACCAAUUUUCUUCAUUCUGUGAGGACACAUUUGUUGCAAUAUGUCAUCUUCACCAUCAUAUCUUUAGUCCUUGUCUGGAAGUUUACUUAUGCUCAUAAGUAUUUGCUGGCAGAUAACAGACAUUACACGUUUUAUGUGUGGAGAAAAAUCUUUCAAAGACAUGAGCUUGUGAAGUACAUAUUAGUUCCAGUUUAUAUUUUUGCUGGCUGGAGUUUCAUGGACGCGCUGAAGUCAAAAUCUAUUUUCUGGAACUUAGUAUAUUUUGUAUGUUUGCUUGCAGUCACAGUUCCCCAGAAGCUACUAGAAUUUCGUUACUUCAUUUUGCCAUACAUCAUCUAUAGGCUGAAUAUUCCAGUACCAUCACUUUUGAAACUUUUCCUCGAGUUAACUUUUUAUCUCUUGGUGAAUGCAGUAACAUUCCAUUUAUUUUUGAACAAGCCAUUUCAGUGGCCGAAUAGUGAGGAAAUCCAGAGAUUUAUGUGGUAAUUUUUGACUUUCAAGAAGACCAAAUUCUAGGAUUUUUCUUCUUCAGCAAAUAAGAGGCUGCAAGUUUAGAAACUCUAUGAAAGAAAACUAAAUAUUCUUGAUGUUUUUGUAACUGGGAGGGAAUGUAAAAUCGGAUGCACUGUUUUUGCAGGUAUUGGGGCAUUUUUAUAAGGUAAGCAUACUGGGUAUUAAUAAAUAUAAGAUCAGGGAAAUUUAACUCACAUAUCCAAAGUAAUCUGAAUGAAGGGAUUUGUUUACAUUAUAUGAGUUAUGUUGCAGAAGCCAUAAAUCUGGGAUGACUUCAAUAUGUCUGUUUAUGUGCCUAGCUGUAUGCAACAGGAGUUGGUAAAAAUUGGUGUAGCUAAGGCUCAGUAGAUUUAAUUUUGAUAUGAUUCGGUCUGUCACUAUAGUAUGGCUCUUAUACAUUAUUUUUGGUGAGAAUGUCUUGAAACAGCGCUCAUGCUAUAAUGAUCCCAGAUUUUACCAUCUGUUGGAAAGUUUAAGUUCUCCAAACAGUGUUGAGUCUCAGAAAUCGACAUGUGAAGGCUCAUUCACAUGAACUAUUUCCCAUGGGAAUAUGAAAGACAGUUUAUGAUAAUGGCUUUACUGCAACCAGAAUGAACCUGAGUAGUGAAACUCAGGAUUAAGGCUGCAAUCCUACACCUGUUUACCUGGAAGUGAAAUCCAUAGGACUUUAAGGCUAACCUAAGGUUUAUCCCUGGAUCGUCCAGGGGUCAAACCUGUUCAUCUAGGUGACACACAGGGGAUCCAGUGCUCAGGCAGGGGUGAACCCUGGAUGAUCCCAGGAUAAACCUUAGGUCUAUCUGUUCUGUAAAACAGCAGGAAUGGGAAACCUUGGAAUCUUUUAUAAACUGGAGGACCACAUAUUAUUGACAAAUGCAAUUUACCAGAUUUGCAUAUCAUCUAAAGAACAUACUGGAUGCCAGACUACAAUCGGGAAGCAUAUUAAGCAUAUUAAGUAAAAGGUAGGAUUGCAAAGCCCCAUUGAAAACAAUGAAACUUAAAGCACACAAUUCCAAUACACACUUUCCUCAGAGUACCACAGGUCUUACUUCUGAGUAAACAUGCAUAGGAUUGUGCUGCAAAGCAGCAAUCCUAGGUAUACUUACUCGAAAUUGUUCCAUUUUACUCCAUAGAUAAACAGGCUUAGGGUUCAUGGUUAACAGCAUGACCCUUUACAUAUCUGCUCAGGAGUAAGCUCCAGUGAGAUCAAUGGGGCUUACUCCCAGGUAAAUGUGUUUAGGAUUUCUGCUUGUUUAGGGUUUCUGCUUGUUUAGUUUGCUUAUUGUUUGUACAGCUGCAUCCAUUGCAUUUAUUAUAUAAUAUGGGAAAUUGGUAUCCAUUAAAAGCAAACAAUUGGAGGCAGCACUUCGAAAUAAAUCAAGAAUGUCUAAGGGCCUCCAAUUGUUCACUCUUAACAGAUUUCCAGUUUUUUUUAAUGAUUGUCAUUGUUUCUGUGGAUAAAAGCAACUUUGGCAGCUAGUAAGGCGUGGCUUAUUUUUAUAAUAAAACCGGAGAUUCUCAAAAUUCUAACAGCAGAAGCUUGUAGACUGUGUACUGAACAGUAAAAAUGUAAUCAUUGUUCAUAAUCCAUAGAGUUAAGCAUGUUUAAAGACGGAAUACUAUGCAUGUUUCGAAAGAAAAAAGUCCUGGCUGGGGAAGCCUGGGAGUUGUAGGAUUUUUUUCUGUUUAAACACAUCCAGGAUUAUUCCCAGUCUAUAUUGAUUUCAGUGUUGGAUUGUGGCCAUUCUCUAAAGAUUCACAGGAACCUCAUAAAUAAUGUUUAUACAAACAUUGUGAUCUACAUGACAUCCAUAUGGAUGGAAUGUUUAGAAGGAGGAAUGUUUAGAAGUAUUUUGAUUUUCUUAAGAAAAACCACACCCUGCAAUUACCAAUACAACCUGUUAAAUGAAGGAGCAGUUUUGCCUCCUCAAACUAAAUACUACAAUAGUUGAUGCCAAAUCAUUAGGGACAACAUUUUUUGAAAAUCAUCCUGUGUUCUGAAUUAUGAGUGAGUGCUCUUACGAGUAGAAAUAAACUUUAGUAUUUCUCAUAUAUAAUCCUAUUAGUAGUGGUACCAUGACAUUAUUUUAUAUGUAGUUCACAUAAGAAAUAGCUGGAAUACAUUUUGGGGUGAGCAGAAAAGGAAGGAAGGAAGGUGAUUUGGAGCUAUGUUGUUAAUUGUUUUUAAAGUUGAAAAUGUAGUGAUUUCAGGGAAUAUUCAUAUACUACUUUUUGAGAGCCACCUCAAAGGGUUACUCCUGAUUGAUUUACUCACAUUGCACUAAGGGAAAGAGACUCCCACUAGAUGCAUUUCUUUUUAUUAUUAUUAACCUUUCCCCCCUUUUAAUGUGAAUUUCACAACAACAAAAAAGUAUAUUGUGAAAAUCAAAAUAAAAAAGGAACAGAAAAUUACAUGCAUAAAAAUAUCAGUAUUUUUUAAGCAUUCUGUCUUUAAGAAAAGGUGUGUGUGUGGGGGGGGGAGAUUAUGCAUAACUUUCAAGAAAAGCAGACCAAAUAUCCAUAUAUUUUUUCACUUGUGAGUUCAAAUGUUGUUAACAUAGUUAGGUCUUCAGUCCAUUGCAUUAUGAGAGGUGAACAUUUAUCCUUCCAAUGUAGUAAUAUCAGUCUUUUGGCUGUCAUAAGGGCUCAAAAAUCCAUUUGUGCUGACCGUAUGUUAGCUUCCAAGGGACCGGUAAAUAGUUUAUGACAGGCACAUCAUUCAGUAUUAAAGACUGUUUCCAAUAUGAAGUUUAUCGGUAUUAUGACCUCCUCCCAAAAGGAGGUAACUAUUGGUUAUGUGAAAAAAAGCCAUGUGAAUAAAAGAAGGUGCAUAAAAUUAGGUGCAUUACAUCUCCAACAAUUAUGCAAAUUAGACAACCCCAUACGUUGUGGAGUUCAGUAAACGUGAACCAAGAUAAUUUUUUUAAGCCUAAGAUCCAAAGGAUGCAUUUCUAGCAUCUCCUUGGCUUCUGCAAGCUGAUUUCAAAGUGACCAGAUUGUGUCCAGAUUUAGAGGAGUGGAUAAUAUCCUUUUAAAACUCAAACAGUACAUUGGUUUGGUGGAUACAUUUCUGUGCAAAUUAAAAUCAUGCCUAGCAAACACAUCUUUCACCAGAUUGGUAGGGAAGUGAAUGCAUUUCUUGCAAUACAUGGGGCUGGAGGUGGUUGUUAGCUUCCAAUUUAUAUUUGCCUUGGGAGAUUGAUCUCUCUCAUUUUUCCCCACCAAUGAAAAUCAUGAGAAGCUAGAUUUUCUUUGUGCAGAUUUGGGUUGCUGCUCCAUUAUGGUCUGAUAUGUAAGCCUUCAAAUUUGGGGAUAGUGGUUAUGAAACAGGCUAGCCUUCGAUGGUGAUGUGCUUUGGAGUCAGUAUCCUUCUCUUUUCCCCAUAGCAUCCUUUCCCUUACACUGCACUGCUGCCACUAAGUUAAGGGGAAUAGUUAUUUCACUGCCUAAGGCAACUAAGAAACACAUCUUCCAUUUAUUUAGAAAGCAAGCAGUGACCCUACCCCACCCCUUUGCCUCUCUCUGCAAGAAAAAAAAAUGCUUCCUAGAACCUGCAUCCUCAAGCAAUGGGAGGAAGCAAUGUGCUAGUGACUCCAAGGCAUCCCUACCUUUGCUUGUACACUAGGGAAUGUGCUGCUGUGCAUCAGGGUCCUGGACAAACACCAAGCCUGUCCAAUGAGCAAGCUGGCUCAGGGAUGUGAAUAUUUCAGUUUCUUGCAUGCCUUAUGGCCUAUGCCUACUGGACAGAUAAGAAUAUAUUCUAACUUCGGUGCAGUCUUUUCUGCAACUCUGAUUUCUUGAUAUUUCAUAUUAACGGGGUGGGAGAGACCUUUGACUGCUGCAAAGAAGAACCAGCAUAAGGCACAAAAUUAAAAAUAUAAAGCAGGGUACACAUCUUCUAAUUCCAUUUGGCUGGAUUUCUUGUUGAGUUACUUUAUCAUCAAAUUGUCUCUGAGCAGGCGCUUUAGACUUUUGUGAAAUAAGAUGAUGAAUAGCAAUUAAAGGUUUUGAUCUUCAAACCAGUUCCAUGUAAUUCUAUUAAUGUUUAAAAAUUAAAUGUACAAAAAUCCCUAAAUGUACAGAUUUGGACUACAUAAUAAAGAUUACUGAAAUUAGUGAUAUAAAACAAUCCUAUUAAAUGUAGAGGCUGAUAUCCAGACUACAGAGUUUUGGUAUAUAGGUUUCUUUAUUAUUUGUCAUGAAGCUUUUGCCUUUGCAAUUCAUUUUGAAUUGAUACAAAUACAAAAAGUGUAGGUGGUCUUUCACAUCUUACUGAUUUAUUAAACCAAAAAGAAGAUGCAGUUGAAAUUCCCUAGUCAAGGCUCUUAGAGAAACAAAACAAUAAUGAGAUGUUUCAUAUUGCUUUUCAGUAGCAUUAAUGGUUAGUAGCACUAAUCUGUUUUUGAGAUGUGCAAUCUUUCUGGAUUUGGUUAUAAUCUUUGAGAAACAAAGAAUUCAGAAACUCAAAAAGCAAUAUUGUAGUGAUAGCUGAUACUGUUCGCCAUUAUUUCCAUUAACUAAAAUCCACAGGGCUUUAAAAAUAUAUUUACAACUUUAAAAAGGUGGCAAAAAACCCAUCUUCAUUAUCAUGAAUUUUAAAAGAUUACUAUUUGCUGACAUGUUAGUAUAUGAUUAUGUUUAUAUCAAGUUUUUGCUUGUACUUCUGCAGUUCAUUCCAGCUGCUACCUGGAAGAUGUUGUGGUGGCAUUAAGUGUGUCCAUGUGAUACAGGACUAUAACUUUGGGGCUACAUUGCAGUGCUGCUAGGGGUUGGGUUCCUUUCAAGGGUUGUCUGUGUGAUAAUCUUUGCACGUUGAGCCAGUGUGGUGUAGUGGCUAAGGUGUUGGACUAGGAGUCAGGGGAUCCAGGUUCUAGUCCCCAUUCGGCCAUGGAAACCCACUGGGUGACUUGGGGCCAGUCACAGACUUUCAGCCCAACCCACCUCACAAGGCUGUUGUUGUGAGGAUAAAAAUGGAGAGGAGGAGGAUUAGUACGCCACCUUGAGUUCCUUACAGGAAAAAAGGCGGGAUAUAAACGCAAUAAUAAAUAAAAUAAAUUUAAGUUUCAUUCAUUUUGGAGUAACUUGAAAGCGAUGUGUAUGUAGUGAUACAGUCUACAGCUACCCUGUCACCAUAUUGUUCCACAGGCAUUGCUAGUACCAUGCCUCCCGCCUCCCACCUGUUGAACCUAUCUGUUAUGGGUCCCACAUACAGUUUUGAGCAAGGUGUGUCUUUUCCAAGAUAAUUUUGGAAGCCUCUCAUAAAAUUGGAGCUCAGCAAUGUACUAGAAUUGCCACAAUUUUCCUAGUAGGUUUUGGAAUUUUCCUGUAUCUUUUGGAAAGAGCCAUUGCUCAGUUGUGGAGUACAUGCUUUGCUUGCAAGAGCUUCCAGGUUCACUUCCUGACCUUUCCAGAUAAGAUCAAGAGUGUCAACACGCGGGAAAAUCACAUUUGCUUACUAUCGCUUCUCCACCCAUGCGUUUGUCCCUCAUUACUUCCUCUUUCGAAAGAGGAAGUAAACAACUUGGAUGUGGCCCAUUCCAUGGGCCGUUUUGAUCCUGCUGCUUUUUCUGCAGACAGCAGGAGUCAGAUAUACUGGGAGAUUUUUUGUCACACAAAGAAGGCUAGAAAGGGCAGGAGGCAUGCAGGAAGCGUGCAGGAGGCAGACGUGCGAAAAAUCAGCGCCCAGUAACGAGUGUGUAAUGAAACACUCGUCUGAUGGAGCUUCGAGUCCUCACGUAGCAGGAUCGGAAGAGACCUUUGAGAGUUGUUGCCGUUCAUAGUAGGUAGUAUUGUGCCAGCCUGUCCCAUAGCCUUGCUUUGAACUAAAAAUGGGAUACAAAUCUAAUAACAAUCUGCAACUCCCUAUGUUAAGCAGCUACUUGAGCAGACACGCAAAGGUGAAGCACUCCACAUUUUCUAUCUCAGGGGUGGGCAACUUGUGACCCUCUGGAUGUUUUGAUCUACGACUCCCAUUAUCACUCACCAUUGGCUAUGAUGGCUAGGGCUGAUGGGAGAUGUAGGUCAAAACACCUGGAGGACCACAAAUUGCCCAUCCCUGUAUAUACCUCCAUGCCAAAACCAGCUACACCUAUUUAUUUUAGCCUGGUGUUAGUUCUUCAAGCUGCAGACAGGAGCCAUGUGAGAGAAUAAGCUGCCCUAAGCUAUCAUACACUAACUAGAAUUUCAUUUUGCAAAGAACUUCACUAUUGCUUAAAACGACAUAAAAUCAGAAGCUGAUUUAGUAUUAUUUAUUUAAUUUUCUGUAUUGCCCAAUAGCCAAAGCUCUCUGGGUGAUUUACAAAAUUAAAAGCCAAAGAUACCAGAUAAUAAAAACCUAAAAUAUUUAAUAUACAAAAUUGAAAAACAAUUUAUACAGCUAAAAACACAUUAAGAUACUGAACCUGAUAAAAACAACUCACAUAAAUGCCCCAUUAUAUGUCAUCAAAUUAUCUGGAAGACUUACAUAGAAUGAUGUCUUAAGAAAUCUAUUCCAAUCCAUAUUUUUUGUCCAAAGUCAAAAUGCAAAUGGCAUAAACCAGUGGUUUAGACAGCAGAGCCUUGUCUGCUCAAAUCUGAAGUCUUGGAGAAGAUUCUUAAUUAAAGGAUAUGCCUCACCAACUAUUGACAUGUUCCUCCAGUUGUAGUGCUGUGACAGUUUUGCAAUUUGGAGAUGACUACAUAAGAACAACACAAAGUACUGUUCAUUUUUUGCAUCAAGGCCUGUCACUGUUGUGUGGUGCAAUAAUACUGCAUGAGCGAAGUGAUGCAAAAAUGGUCAGAACAAGGGCUACAAUUCCACAAACUCCUAGUUAAGAAAUCCCCCAGGAUCAAUUGCUUUAGUGUUGUUUUAUUUGAAAUGAGACAUCUUCAUUCAUAUUUCAUUUCAUUCACUGCUCAUCAUAACAAUGAGCACUAUUUCUAAGGACCAGGCCUCUGUUCUGACUGUUUGAAUGGAAAUAACAGAGUAUUCUCUUUUUUUGCUACUUCACCUCUUUUUAUCCCUUUUCAAAAACAUUUAACAGCAGUUGACAAAUGACAUAUAUGCUAACUAGGAAUGUGCUUCUCUUCUAUAUGAUCCAACUACUGAAAACGAACAAUUUAAAGAUAUAUAACAGAAGACUAUACAAUGGUUAACUGAAUUUCACAAGGUGGCACUGUUGAGCUAUCUUUUCCAUCUCUCUCUCUCUAAUUUCAAAGGAUUCUUGAGGUUAAAACAUUUUGUCUUUCACAUUAUGUAAUUUUUCUAAAUAAUGUUGCGUUUAUCUUAGUACUAAAGCUGGGUUUCAAAAAACAAAAGUUUUCCUUUAAGAUAUAUUUUGAAUGUUUUUAGAAUAGUGUUUGAAGCCUGUAGUAUUUAAAGCAGUAUUUUAGUAGAAAGCCAGUUGAAUUUCUGGGAAAUGCCUGUGAUUUAUAUUUGGGAUAACUGUUUUACCACUGUAACAGAAUGAAACUAGUUCUGUUAAGAAAGGCACAGCACUGUAUCAUUCCACUAGAACAAAAGGCCUCUCCCUAAAAUAUUAAUUAUUCUUUAAAGCAGAAAUAAGUUGUGUUUUUAAAAUGUGCCCUCAAAGGGCUUUGAGCCAUCUGUUAGUUUGAGUUUAUAUGUUAAAUGUCACCUACAUUCUCAUGAGACAAGCAAAGCCAAAGGUAUGGUCCCCAGAAUAUAGGCAUGUCUCUGUCACAUCUCUUUAAUCCCUGUGCCUACACAACCACUCAUUUGUGAGUAUUGAUGUCGGUUGUAUGAAUUGUACUUAUAAGAUGUGAGGGCUUUGUGGGUAGUGAUGUGUGCACAAAGCCCUCCUACUAGCACAUGUUACCUUGUAUACCUGCUCCUUCAUCCCACAAAGGAUUGAUAGCCAUGGCAAAUGGCUGAACAGGCUUAUAGAGUUCUGUGCUGUGGAAAUGAAAAGGCUAUAAUGUUCUAUGGAGCUCCAUAUUCUGGAAGAAAUCUUUCAGAAGAAGGGAAUUUGACCAACCCUGUAUCUUUACAAAGAGUGACAAAGAUUUGUUUCAGAACUAUUACGUUUGGUGUAUUUUAACGUUUAACAGAAAGGGCUUGUGUAUGUUAUCUACUCCGUUCACUUCAAUUGAGGGGUCAGCCUUUGUGUGUGCAAGAGUACACAUAUGUGAAGCUGUCCCAUGAAGGGGGCAAUCCUUGUAGGUGGUGUAUUUUUUACUGUAUGGGGCUGUGUAGUGCACACACAAUCAUUGAUUCAAGAUGCUGAUUUGUUUAGGAUUUUCAUAUGAACUACAACCCGUUGGAAUGGAAAUAUAAAAUAGUAGAGCUGGAAAGGUCCUAAUAAGGCCAUCAAGACCAACCCCCUGCUCAAUGCAGGAAUCCACCUUAAAGCAUACCUCACAGAUAGCUGUCCAGCUGCCUCUUGAAUGCUUCUAGCCUGUGUCCAAGGGAGGCUAGGUUGUCUUCAGGCAAAGACGUUUUUAUUUAGGCAGGCCUUUGGCAAGUAAGCUGGUUUGUUGCAGAAGGGAUUUUUAAUUGGUUGAUGCUGUACAUUUAUUUUAUUAUUGUGUUUUUAAUUGUACUUCAAUGGAUCUGUUUUUAUGUUAUUUUAAUUAAGAUUUUGCUUUUAAUCUGUAGUUUAUUGCACCUUGAGUAGUAUUUUUGACAAAGAGGUGGGGCAUAUGUUAAAUAAAAUAUAAAAUAAAUUGGUGAUUGCUAUUUUUUAAAAAGGAAUUAAAGGUGCGAUCCUAUGCAUGUUUGGACAGAAAGAAGUCCUACAACUCCCAGCUUUCCCCAGCCAGAAAGCUGGGAGUUGUAGGACUUUUUUCUAUCGAAACAUGCAUAGGAUUGGGAUCUAAGUGGUUCCAGGAGUAGAAGGGUAGUCUCCAUUGUGAGACCGAUAAAAAGGCAUAUAAUAUAUAAAGCGUAAUGGAAUCAUUCUCACGUUAACCUGCCAAAUUAUUACUGCUAUUAUUUACAAGUGUAUAAAAUCAAGUAUCUGUCUCUUUAUUUUCAAGAAUUUGUUUUAUUCCAAUGUUGAGUUCUUGCUACUUUAUCUGUUAUAGUGUGUGUGUGUUUUCCCUUAAAAAUAUUGGAGCAUCCAGAAUAUUAUGGGCGUGAUGUUAUUAUAAUAAAGAAUUUCCCUUAGA
This is a messenger RNA of Elgaria multicarinata webbii, 10593 nucleotides long. RefSeq names its product ALG10 alpha-1,2-glucosyltransferase (gene ALG10). Gene Ontology annotation, cellular component: endoplasmic reticulum. Gene Ontology annotation, molecular function: dolichyl pyrophosphate Glc2Man9GlcNAc2 alpha-1,2-glucosyltransferase activity. Lineage: Eukaryota; Metazoa; Chordata; Lepidosauria; Squamata; Anguidae. Gene Ontology annotation, biological process: dolichol-linked oligosaccharide biosynthetic process; protein N-linked glycosylation. The record is from RefSeq and is a predicted model, not a curated record. The transcript has 4 exons. Bases 46 to 1461 code for a protein of 471 amino acids.